Molecule: messenger RNA, 2395 nt
Organism: Jaculus jaculus (lesser Egyptian jerboa)
Lineage: Eukaryota; Metazoa; Chordata; Mammalia; Rodentia; Dipodidae
Gene: Ptprr
Product: protein tyrosine phosphatase receptor type R
Exons: 14
Coding region: 277-2250 (657 amino acids)
Biological process (GO): protein dephosphorylation
Molecular function (GO): protein tyrosine phosphatase activity
Source: RefSeq, a predicted model, not a curated record
GAGCGCCUCGCCCCCGCCUGCUCGCGUCCCCUCUCCAGCGCCCCCUCCUUCUCCUCCUGACUCUACCUCCUCUUCCCCAUCUCUCAGGGAGACGAAGCCAAGGCUGGGUUUCUGUCUCCACAGACCCAUCUACAAACCCCAGUGGAGGACCCUAAGGACCCACGGAUUCCAUCCCGCGCACCGGGAGACUCUCGGCGGUGGCUCUUUCCUAUUGCACUUUGCCCGAAGUGGGGUCGAGGCGGAGUUGCUGCGGCGGCGCCCCUUCGUGCCAGCAGUAUGCGGAGAGCGGUGGGCUUGCCUGCGCUGUGCCUGCUGCUCCACCUCCACGCUGCAGGAUGCUCUUCGGGAAGCAACAAUCACUUUCUAGCAAUUCAUCAGAAGAGGAGUUGGAAGCCAGUAUUUAUUCAUCAUAGUUUACAAGACAUUGAGAAGAGUCUGGAUAUAGCUCCACCAAAGAUGUAUAAACAUAGCUAUCAUGCCUAUUCUGAUGUGCAAAUAAGCAAACACCACAAAAUUGUUAAUUCAGCGUUUCCAAGACCUGCAUAUGAACCUUCUCUCAAUCUGUUGGCUAUGGCUGGUCAAGAUCUUGAAGUAGAAAAUCUUCCAAUCCCAGCAGCAAAUGUAAUUGUGGUGACACUUCAAAUGGAUGUGACCAAGCUGAAUAUAACCUUGCUUCGGAUCUUCCGUCAAGGAGUAGCUGCCGCCUUGGGACUCUUACCUCAGCAAGUGCACAUCAACCGUCUCAUUGAAAAGAAGAACAGUGUUGAACUAUUUGUGUCUCCCAUAAACCGGAAAACAGGAACUUCGGAAGCUCUGCCUUCGGAAGAAGUUCUGCGUUCACUUAAUAUCGAUGUUCUGCAUCAGAGUCUAUCCCAGUUUGGAAUUACAGACAUUUCCUCUGAGAAAAAUGUUUUACCAGGGCAGCAUGAAGCGGACAAAAUCUGGAGCAAAGAAGGAUUAUAUGCUGCUGUCAUCUUUCUCAGCAUCUUUGUUAUUAUAGUCACAUGUCUGAUGAUUAUUUACAGGCUAAAAGAAAGGUUUCAACUGUCCUUAAGACAAGAUAAAGAGAAAAACCAGGAGAUCCACCUAUCACCCCUCACAUUACAGCCAACACAGUCUGAGGCAAAGACGGUCCACAGCAUGGUCCAGGGUGAGCAGGCACCAAAGGUGCUGAAUGUUGUCGUGGACCCUCAAGGCAGAUGCACUCCUGAGAUCAAAGCUUCCGCCUCCACCUCUGUCUGCCCUUCUCCUUUCAAAAUGAAACCCAUAGGACUUCAGGAGAGACGAGGCUCCAAUGUAUCUCUUACAUUGGACAUGAGUAGCUUGGGCAAUGUGGAACCUUUUGUGGCUGUCACAACCCCACGGGAGAAGGUAGCCAUGGAGUACCUGCAAUCAGCCAGCCGAAUUCUCACAAGACCACAGCUGAGAGAUGUUGUAGCAAGUUCGCAUUUACUCCAAAGUGAAUUCAUGGAAAUACCAAUGAACUUUGUGGAUCCCAAAGAAAUUGACAUUCCACGUCAUGGAACUAAAAAUCGCUACAAGACUAUUUUGCCAAAUCCCCUCAGCAGAGUGUGUUUAAGACCAAAGAAUGUAACAGAUUCCCUAAGCACCUACAUUAAUGCUAAUUAUAUUCAUGGCUAUAAUGGCAAGGAGAAAGCUUUCAUUGCCACCCAGGGCCCCAUGAUCAACACAGUGAAUGACUUCUGGCAGAUGGUUUGGCAGGAAGACAGCCCCGUGAUUGUUAUGAUCACAAAGCUCAAAGAGAAAAACGAGAAAUGUGUGCUAUACUGGCCAGAAAAGAGAGGGAUUUACGGGAAGGUGGAAGUUCUGGUUGUCAGUGUGAAUGAAUGUGAUAACUACACUAUCCGAAACCUUGUCUUAAAGCAAGGAAGUCACACCCAACAUGUGAAGCAUUACUGGUACACCUCAUGGCCUGAUCACAAGACUCCAGACAGUGCCCAGCCCCUUCUGCAGCUCAUGCUGGAUGUAGAAGAAGACAGACUUGCUUCUGAGGGCCGGGGGCCUGUGGUUGUCCACUGCAGUGCAGGGAUUGGUAGAACAGGAUGUUUUAUUGCUACAUCCAUUGGCUGCCAACAGUUGAAAGAAGAAGGAGUUGUUGAUGCUUUGAGCAUCGUCUGCCAGCUCCGCAUGGACAGGGGUGGAAUGGUCCAAACCAGUGAACAGUAUGAAUUCGUUCACCAUGCUCUGUGCCUGUAUGAGAGCAGACUUUCAGCAGAACCUGUCCAGUGAUUCACUGAAGAUUUUACCCAAGCAUCAAUCUCUUGAGGGUGAUUAUCAAAUUACCAACUUGAGGCUUCUAGACAGAGCUUCCUACAGUGGAAGGAAAGAGGAGCUCUGGAGCCAACCUGUGGCAUGGAUUGUUGAAGACGUGGCA